AUUUCUUUAGGCUACUCUCAUCAUCCAAUGUCAUAAAUAAUACUACCUAUAAAUGAAAAUAUAAAAUAUAAAAUAAUCCUACAUGCAAAAUCUACAACCAAAUCUAUAUUACACCAAACUUCCUUAUAUAUGCAUAUGUAUAUAUUAUUUUUCUCUAUAUAUUACAUGUAACACCAAUAGAUAGAUCUCUAUUAUUACUACUACUACUACUACUACCACACAUUACUCACUCACUCACUCACAUAUAUGAUCAUAAUAAUAUGGAUAUGGGGUUUUUGAUAGACCCUGUGCUGUGGUCCUCCACCCUCCUCUGCCUCCUCCUCCACCUGCUGCUGCGCCGCGUCCUCCUCCUCCGUCGCCGCGGGGGCCUGGCGCCACUGCCGCCAGGCCCCUACGGCGUCCCCGUGCUCGGCGCCCUCCCCCUGAUCGGCGCCGCCCCGCACUCGGCCCUCGCGCGCCUCGCGCGCCGCCACGGCCCGAUCAUGUACCUCAAGAUGGGCACCUGCGGCGCCGUCGUGGCCUCUUCCCCGUCUGCCGCCCGCGCGUUCCUGAAAACCGCCGAUGCGCAGUUUGCGAACCGCCCCGCCGUCGCCAGCGCCCGCGACAUCACCUACGGCUUCCACAACAUGGUGUUCGCCAACUACGGCCCCCGCUGGAAGCUCAUGCGCAAGCUCGCCAGCCUGCACCUGCUCGGCGCGCGGGCGCUGGCGGACUGGUCGCACGUCCGGCGCGACGAGGCGCGCCGGAUGGUGGGGGGCAUGCGGGAGAGGAGCGCGGCGGGGCAGGCGGUGGUCGUGCCCGACGCGGUGGUCUGCGCGCUGGCGAACAUGGUGGGGCAGAUCACGCUGAGCCGGCGCGUGUUCGACUCGCAGGGCACCGCGUCGAACGCCUACAAGGACAUGAUCGUCGAGCUGCUGACGGGCGCCGGGCUGUUCAGCGUCGGCGACUUCGUGCCGGCGGUGGCGUGGAUGGACCUGCAGGGGGUGCAGAAGAAGAUGCGGGAUAUCCACCGGCGGUUCGACGAGAUGAUAGAGGAAAUGCUGGCGGAGCACGCGGCCGGGGCGGCGGAGCGCCGGCGGCAGGGGAGGACGGAUUUCGUGGACGUCGUGCUGGCCAACCGGCAGGGGGACGACGGGGAGACUGUCUCGGAUGUCAACAUCAAGGGGCUCAUCUUUGAUUUAUUCACUGCGGGCACAGACACAUCGUCGAUCAUCAUCGAGUGGGCGCUGGCAGAAAUGCUGAAGGCUCCGGCGAUCCUGGGCCGCGCGCAGUCGGAGCUGGACCGAGUGGUCGGGCGCGACCGCCGGCUGGAAGAGUCGGACAUACCGAACCUGCCCUACCUGCAGGCGGUGUGCAAGGAAGCCCUCCGGCUGCACCCGUCGACCCCGCUCGGCCUCCCGCACUUCACAUUCGAAGACUGCGAGGUCGCCGGCUUCCGCAUCCCUAAAAACAGCCGGCUGCUGGUCAACAUCUGGGCCAUCGGGCGCGACGCCAGCGUCUGGCCCGACCCGCUGGAGUUCAGGCCCGAGAGGUUCCUGCAUGGCGAUGCGGCGAAGAUCGACCCGCUGGGCAACUACUUUGAGCUGAUACCUUUCGGGGCCGGGCGGCGGAUCUGCGCGGGGAAGCUGGCAGGCAUGGUGUUCGUGCACUACUUCCUCGGCACGCUGCUGCACGCCUUCGACUGGCGGCUGCCGGACGGGGAGGAGCUCAUCAACAUGGACGAGACGUUCGGUCUGGCACUGCCCAAGGCCGUCCCGCUGAAAGCGAUGGUCAGCCCGCGGUUAUCCCCACCUGCAUAUGAAUGAUUUUUUGGAGCGCGUCGGAUGCGUCGGAUACGGAGUCUUGGUUUUUUUUUUUUUUUUUUUAAUAUAUAUUCCAUAUUUUUAUGGCUACUAGAGAUAGUGCAUCAAUAAUAAUAAUAAUAAUAAACAUAAUAAUAUUAUUGAGGUCAUUGUGUAAAAUUCAUCAUGUACAAUUUGUGCAAAACCAAGUAUGUAUACAUGCACCUUUAUUCAUGUUGCAUGAUUGUUUUCUUAA
This is a messenger RNA of Ananas comosus (pineapple), 2037 nucleotides long. Its product is annotated as flavonoid 3',5'-hydroxylase 1-like. Bases 261 to 1805 code for a protein of 514 amino acids. The transcript is spliced from 3 exons. The record is from RefSeq and is a predicted model, not a curated record. NCBI's taxonomy places the organism in Eukaryota, Viridiplantae, Streptophyta, Magnoliopsida, Poales, Bromeliaceae. Gene Ontology annotation, molecular function: monooxygenase activity; iron ion binding; oxidoreductase activity, acting on paired donors, with incorporation or reduction of molecular oxygen.